Molecule: messenger RNA, 639 nt
Organism: Rhagoletis zephyria (snowberry fruit fly)
Lineage: Eukaryota; Metazoa; Arthropoda; Insecta; Diptera; Tephritidae
Product: probable transaldolase
Biological process (GO): carbohydrate metabolic process
Cellular component (GO): intracellular anatomical structure
Molecular function (GO): aldehyde-lyase activity
Source: RefSeq, a predicted model, not a curated record
AUGGAGAUUUUUCUUGAUAGUGCUGAUUUAAAUGAAAUUAGCGAGUUAAAAGGCUUGAUUGAUGGUAUAACGACUAAUCCUUCGUUGAUAGCAAAAUCUGGCAAUAAGAAUAAAUAUAAAGAUUUAGUGCAUGAGGUAUGUGCUAUUAUAAAUGGGCCGGUGAGUGUUGAAGUGGUUGCUGAUACCCACAACGAGAUGGUGAAAGAAGGUUUAGAUCUAGCAAAAAUUGCUGAAAAUGUUGUAGUAAAGCUACCUCUUACGUAUGAAGGAUUGAUUGCUUGUAAAGAAUUGUCAACAGAGCAUAACAUAGAUGUUAAUGUAACUUUAUGUUUUUCUUCUGGACAAGCACUACUUGCUGCUAAAGCUGGUGCUUAUUUUGUAUCUCCCUUUGUUGGGCGUUUAGAUGAUGUGAGUUAUGAUGGAUUGUCCUUAAUAGAAGAUAUAUGCACUAUAUAUUCUAACUAUAUGUUUGAUACCAAAGUUCUUGUAGCAUCAGUAAGAAGCCCUGCGCAUGUAGUUAAAGCUGCAAAAUUUGGAGCUGAUGCGGUGACUGUGCCAGCCAAAGUGUUAAGGCAAUUAAUAAAUCACCCUUUAACUGNAUUGGAGUUAGCAUAUCCAGUUGUGUUUUUCAUGUUCUAG